Ostertagia ostertagi is the source of this 555-nucleotide messenger RNA. Lineage: Eukaryota; Metazoa; Nematoda; Chromadorea; Rhabditida; Trichostrongylidae. The record is from the annotation of a GenBank genome assembly.
AUGAUAGUUGCCCCUCCCGAAUCGCGACGGAACAAGUAUGGCAACGCAGAGGAACUCGUUUUUCGACUGAUCGACAAGCUCGAAAGCUGCUCUUUGCGAUCGCCUGCCAUACGAGAUCAACGGACACUCUUUGAACAGAUACAAGCCGUAGUGGAACAACUGAAAAGAAAGAACGAAGAGGUGAAUAGUCAAUGGCUGCUGAAAAAGAUUCUGGGCAAGUUUCCACAGCACAUACAACGAAAGGUGCUGAUGAAAAAACAAGCAGAAAAUUGCGACUUCACUAUGGAAACGCUUUUGAGAUAUCUAGAGGAUAUCAUUUCAAGUGAAGAGAUGAUCUCCAUCUACGUCGGACGACCAUCGUCACCGAGAACUCAGGAACGGAAUGAGUAUCAGAAGAAACCAUUUCACAAGCCUCUUAAUACUUGCAUGUAUUGUGGCAAAAAUCACAAAUCAGGAGAAUGCGACAAGUACAAAUCUCCACAAGAGAGAUCUAACUAUCUUCGGGAAAGGAAGCUUUGCCUGAUUUGUGCUUCACCUCGUCAUGCGACGGCUCUA